This is a messenger RNA of Toxoplasma gondii ME49, 5914 nucleotides long. RefSeq lists its product as hypothetical. The coding region runs from base 1 to 5406 and encodes 1801 amino acids. The transcript has 5 exons. Lineage: Eukaryota; Apicomplexa; Conoidasida; Eucoccidiorida; Sarcocystidae. The record is from RefSeq and is a predicted model, not a curated record.
AUGCCUCCAAUUGCCCCUGGUUUGCUGUGUCUCCUGCGGGUCAAGAUGUCGACUCUACGAAAGGAGCGAGAAACCAAUCGUCAGCGGAAUCUCUCGAGUUCGAUUUUCCCCCUCAAUACACCUCCAAGCGCCGCUACUUCGGCGGUUUCUCAUUCCCUGCUGAGACAGCGGACCCCGUGUUCGGCAAAAGAAAAGUUUGCUUUCGCAGAUUUUUCUUCAAUUCCUUCCACUGGACGGCGUUCUUGCAACGAGGAGAAAAUACGUAGCACACAAGGCUACCCCAGCAGCUCUAGAGCGCCAGGAACCGGGCAAACACCGCGAAAGUGUGCUGCCGUCGCGGCUGCUGGGAGCCGAGUCGGACGGUCAGUUUUUCUACCUUUGCCCCUGGAGAAAGGGUCACAUUCUCACCAAGGUUGGCGUCCGGAUUCCCGAAAAUUGAAGCCAGCAACUUCGACUCAAAGGCAGCCAGAGUCCUCUUCUGUUAGCGACUCUCCCGCUUUCGGUAGCCGUCGAGCACCUCAAGAAAGGCCAGCCUUCUCGCGACCAAGGAGACGGCCUCUGUCCGAGCCACGGGAAACGCGGGCUUCAAGGCUUCGUGCCCAGGCCAUUGGAGCGUCUCUCCGCCAGGACAAAUCAGAGAGAAGUGGAGUUUUUUUGAGAAAUGUAGAACGCACAGUCCUGCAGCUGCCGCCUGUGCCUGCCAGUGUGCGUCCUCCUAAACUGCCAGUCAGGUUGCCCUCAGCCUCCUCACGCGGAGAGGUUCGUCGAAACCCUCGAACAGCCUCAGAGGGAGCGGCACUGACGCGCUUGCAGUUGGGGUAUCGCAGCCGGACGCAGAGUCCGUUGGAAAGGUAUCAAGGCCGCGGUGAGGAAAGGCAUCCAAGCGGGUCUUCUCAGUCGCCAUCGGGACGCAGUUCGCCUCGUCCUGUGGCCAGAAUUCUUGGCUUUGGAACAAAGCCUGUGCACCUUGCGCGCGAGGGGAGUGUGUUCCCUGUGGCUGUGUCUUCCACUUUUCUGGGGGCUGUUUCUGCUGAGAGCGAUGGACAGGAGAAAGCCAGUGCUCAGGAUGCAGGCGCGCUUCCUUCUGCGUCUUCUUCUUCCCAUUACGUUCGUUCAAUCGCUCCUUUCGCUCACUUGUACGGAAACCAACAGCUAGCUCCUCCGUCUGUGUCGAGAGGCGCGAAUAUCCAGAAAAAAAGCCGUGGUUCAGCCGCCUUCGGCCCACCGGAAAGCCCCACGGGGCUGUUGGCUCCGUCGGCCAGUUCUGCUCACCCGAAGGUGGACUGGCUCCCAAGUCCCGCCGAAGAGGCCUCUGUCUCCGUUGUCUCGCGUGCCGUCACAAGUGGUGGGCAAGAGGCUUUCGGAGACAAAGGCAGACGAGGACGUCAGGCCUUUUUCCCCUCGUCUCGCAUGCAGAGCGAAGGAUGUGGAGCAACGAGGAGCGGAGAAACGAGGAGAGACACAGUAGGGGGGAGAAGCGAAUGUCGGACGGGAAGCGCGUUUCUGCCGAGCGGCAGGCCACAGACGCAGCUGUCCCUUCGCCUGUUGGCAGGAGGCGAGAGGUUAGGGGCUCCAGUAGGGUCUCCCUCGUCCGCGUCUUGUGGAGAUUUCUCUGGUGUGUCGGCGUGGAGAUGGAGAGAAGAAGCGCACAGACAAGGACAGCGUCCAGAGGAUUUGACUCGCAGCUGCCUUGCUCCAGAAGAGGAUGAUCGUUUGCCGAGGAAGAAAGCGAGGUUAACUGUCCCCUCCGCCCCAGGAGCAUGCAAAGGCAGUCUUGACGAGCGGAGUGCACACCUCGACAGAGUCGCCCCCUCCCUCCGACCUCAACGAUGGAGCAGCAGUCCUCUACGGCCUCCAGCUCCACAGUCUCUUCCUGUCCAGACCGUGUCGUCUGUUCUUCCUCGCGUUUUCGUUUCUUCCUUUCAGAGGUGCUCAGAGAGGAGUCAGCCGCUCGCUGCCGCGUUGCAAGCCGAGAGUUACCCCCGGGGCAGGCUUCAAGGGGAGGCGGCGGGGAGAGCAGACAGGAGAGAAGCCCAGAGAGAAGAAAGGACGGACAGCGGCGCCCACGAGAGCAGGCCGAUGGUGUGGACUGUCGGGAAGGCGGGACGAUCUGUCAGAAGGAAAGGAGGACGCAUACAGAGACGCAGCACUUCGAGACAAGUACCUCAUCGAGGAAGCACAGGCCUGAGGUCUUCGACGAAGCAGCAGCUUUCAGAGGCGCCCAAUGCGACCUGCAGUGACCGCGCAGGUCUCCCGGAAGACCAACAUGUUGGCGUGGACAGGUUCAUGCGUGCAGGAGACAGGCAGGACGGGCAAGAGGAGAGAGAGGCGCGCGACGCCCGACCGCGAUCGGCGCUCUUUUCUGGGCUCCAAAGGAGUCUCUCGACGGUUGUCUCCUUUCUCUCUCUCAGUCUGGGCGCUGGAGGUGGAAACCGGACGGCGGGAGACGAGCGAAGACAGCAGCUGGAGAAAGACGAAGAGAGGGGGAAAACGGAGAGAGAUUUGGCAGAUGGCCGACAAGAAAAUCGAAAGACACAGGAGCUACGAAGUGACGCAGGUGAACCUGAGAGAACAGAAGAGAAGUCAGGGAGUGGGCGUGUGUCCAACUCUUGGCCGUUUCCUCUGUCCUCGCCGAGAGCCUUUCCUCGCCAAAUGGGAAACGAAAGCUGCGCCCCUCUCUUCUCGACUCUUCAGGGUCUGUACCCGGCGUCUGUGGGUGCAAGUGCUCCAGCUCUGGGUGUAGCUCUCGGAGACGAAACGGCCAGAAUCGGAGCCGACACAAAACAGAAGGUCGCGCUAUUCCCCUUCGCCUCGACAGGACUGUCUGUUCUUUCUGGAGCAGCGAAACGAGACAACGUCCUUCUCGAGGCCAGCCGUAAGACCUUCAGCAGAGAGGAAAAUUCAGAAAACCGUCAGGAAAACCAAUCUGGUUUCUGCAGUCGUUACAACGACCCUCGCACUGGAGUUCCACGCCCUGCUGGCUGUCACCUAGGAUUCGAGAGCCCUCAGGGUCCACAUUUCUCCGAGGCGGUUGCUGAUCUUUUUCUUCGCGAGUCUUCAAGCAGCAUGAGCCAUUCCCGUUCGAGUCUUCAUCUGUCCAGCUCGCUCGCUUCUUCCUCUUCUUGUUUUCCACAUGGCUCUUCUUCACCCUCGCGUGCACGCGAUUCCUCUUCUCGUCACGCUUCGGGACCGUUUUCUUCACCGCACCGUUCAGUCCUGUCUUUUGCGAAACCGGGUCUACUCCCUCAACUCGAGACUGCGCGGCGUCUGUCUCUUUUGUCUCCCCCUGUCUCGAAGACUGCAGGUUCCUUCUCGUCUUCGCCUCUCGAGAUCAGUGCGAAGAGACGACAAUGUCCUUCUUUCUGUGAAGGCGGAGAUUCGAAGCAGUGCAUCUGGCCGGCACAGUCGGAGGAGCCUCUGUUCGUGAAGCCGGCAGUUGUGCGCUCGCAGGUCUGUUCGCGCGGUGCUGUUGACAAGGAUGCGGGAGAAGGCGCUUCAGUGGUGGAAAAGGAGGAAGCGUGGACUGUCAGCCGGCGUCGAAACUUGUUUGGGCCAUCCAUGCAUGCGUCGCGAGGAGAACAAGAGAACGAGGGGGGGAACCGAAGCCUACCUGAGACGCCUUUCCCUGCUGUCUUCUCUGAUUCCUCCUCUCUGUGUCCCCAUCCCUCCUCUGCGUCGAGUUCGCCUUUUCCACCUCUGUCACGACAAGCAGCGAGCUUGCUGUCCAAGCCUAUGGAUGCGCACCACACUUCUGAGGUCGAAUUUCCCCGUCUCACGCGUUUAGCGGCUGCCCAGGCCGAGAAGCUUGCACGGCAACGCUCAGCUGCAUCGUGUGAAGUCGUUUCUCUGCAUGGAAGGUACACAACUUCAGGAAAGGAGAGACAGGAGGAAAUCAGUGUCGAGGGGAGGGAGAACAGGGUGGAACGGGCGAAGGGCAGUGAGUGUGGGGACACUAACGCGUGCUACGGAGGGUCCAGAGAGGAAAUGGCAGAAGCCAUUAGGAGCGAAUCGAUGUCUUGUGGUUUUUCGAACGGAGAGAAAGUUCUCCAGAUGGAUACACAUUCGUCUCCUGGUCCCGUAUGUCAAGGUGUCCUACGAGACCAAGGUCGUUUUUCCUUCGUCUCUACCUGGUCCGCUGUCCCUGCGUCUGUAGCCUUCCCGUCUUCAUCGCAUGCGCAGCUGCUGCCAUCUCUCUCCCCCCCACCCGUUCUUCAGCCGGUGCCUGCUGUGUCCGAGCGUCCGGGCAAGAAGAAGGCGCCAGUGUCUCCGUCUCCUAGUGGGGACAUUCUCGCGCAUGCCAACGCAGCUUCUGGAGUGCAGAGAACCCCUGAAGAGGCCGCGUCUCUUCGAAAAAGGACGCAGGACUCUCUCUAUCAUGCAUUUUGCGGUGCGACCGACAGCCUGGCCUGCUCGGGACUCAGAGAGGCAGACUUACGAGACGGAAGAAGAGAAGGCGGCCGCGUAGGUGGGGACGCGAGGAAAGAGAGGUCUGGCUUUCAUGGCAUUUCAACCUCUGCAGCAACGCUUCGAAAGGGAGAACAGACAGAAGGGCCAAGACAAGAGGGAAGACUCGAGCGAAACGGAGACACUCGAGCAGCACACAGCGCGGGUGUGAGGCCGCUGUCCGUUGUCGGCGUCGAGUUGAAAGUCGCAGAUGACAGCAGUGUCAGAGCGCGAGUUACAACGGGUGUCGGGGGACAAGCAGAGCAACCGAGGAAAGGCUGUGAACAAGAGGUCGAAGGACCAAGCCGAGACGCUUUCGUUUCUCGAAAUCAAGAUCUAAGUGAGAAAUGGACCCUAUCACCUCAGCACAGCUUCCCCUCAACCAAAAAGUGGAAAGAUCCACGGAACAGUGCGUUUUCUCUUCAAUCUACGAAGGGAGACGACGCGCUGUGCCGUGACAAAGAGAAAGGGUCGCGGGCAGAAGCAAGGAGCGAUGAUCCCUGCAGAGCAGGAGACGCUUGUGCGGCAAAUCUGAGGACAGGAGACAGGAGGGACAGCGAGAAGGGGGGUGCCCUUCUUUUUAGGAGUCCACGUGCAGCAGUCGCUCCUGGGGCACACGAUGACGAACAGAAAGGAUUCUUGGAGGAGACAGCAGGGAAAAGAGGGACAGAAAAGACAGGAGAAGAAUGGAGAAGAGGUGGAAGCGGUCAAGUCGAGAGAAAACUGCCGGCGAGAGCCGACGCAGGGGAUGCGAGCCGAGAAACGGAAGAGUGUGGUGAAAAGAAACAAACGAUACCUUUACGAGGAGACAGAGAAAUCGCUUCGCUUGUCUCGGACCAACGUUUCACAGUGCAACCUGGAGAAGUUCCGUCCUAUUCCCAAGGAAACACUCUGGCAGGAGAGAUUCCUGAGAGGACGCUUCUGGAAUCUGGCGAAAGAAUAGCCAAGAGACGCAAGAUCUGAUGAGUCACAGACCGUCGGGCUGAUCUGUUCUCUAUGCGCUCGCGUCCGGCGUUCUGCUCUGCACAUUUUGCCUCGUUCUUCUGUCUCGGAGUGUUCUGAUCUGUUUCUCGGUCGGUGCCGCGGUAUGUCAAGUUUUAUCGGACUCGAGCCUUCAUUCGUCGCUCAGGAACACCUCAAGCAGUGCAUUAUCUUAUUUCCUAGCACCAUUAGUGAAAUCUUUUGGUCUGCUUCUAAGCACGCCGUGAGGCAAAUGGAUACGAGGAACUUGACAGGGUUCGACGACAUCUCGCGGUUCCUCAUGGUGUGUUUAAACUGGUGAUUCCUAGCUGGUUUGGUUUGUCCACGAAUCAAAGGUUCGUCUCCUGGGCGUCACUAACAGUCAGCCUCUCAAUCUCAGGUGCACAUGCGUUCUGGGUAGAUCCACACAUUUUGUGCUGCUCUGCCAACCAUUUUUCCUCCCUUCACUACGGGGAAUUCUCACGCGUCAGUUUUAUUCGUUCGUUUCCCG